Messenger RNA from Meloidogyne enterolobii, 1146 nucleotides. NCBI's taxonomy places the organism in Eukaryota, Metazoa, Nematoda, Chromadorea, Rhabditida, Meloidogynidae. The record is from the annotation of a GenBank genome assembly.
AUGGCUAAAUUACUUCAAUUUUCGCAGCUUUUUAAUUUUCCUGUUGCUUUUAUUUUAUUUUUAUUUUCAAUCAACAAAAUUGGAUUUAUUUGUGCCUUUUCACAACCACAAGUAGAACCGACUGGACAAAAUGUCUGCACUUUUGAAGAAGAACAAGAAAAGAUGGUUUUCAAAAAAGUUGUGAGGCCCGUAAAGAUUGUUACUACUGUCUGGUGUCCAGAUAUUACUAAAGGGUUUAAAUGUCAAAUGAGCAAAACUGGAUCUACUAUUUCGUACAAAUCUGUGCCUGAAAUAACAAAAGUUACCAUUACAAGGUGCUGCAAUGGAUAUUUUCAAGAUUCGGACAACACCUGCAAACCCGUCUGUGAUCUUCCUUGUCAAAAAGGACGGUGUACAGAGCCCAAUCAUUGUACUUGUGAUGAUGGUUGGAGUGGUGAUACUUGUGCUUUAACCUGUCCAACUGGCACCUGGGGACAGCAAUGUACACACAAAUGUGAUUGUGAACAAACAAAAAGGUGUGAUGCUGUUACUGGAAAGUGUUUGUGCCCUUCAGGUUAUAUCGGCAAUCGUUGUGAAAAUGAAUGCCCUGAAGGAAAAUUUGGCCAAAAUUGUGAAUCUAAUUGUCUCUGCCAAAAUGGAGGAAAGUGUGACAAAGAAACGGGAGAAUGUAGUUGUAAGACUGGAUGGUCCGGAAAACAUUGUACUCACAAAUGUGAAAAGGAAAAUCCAGAAGAAGGAUGUCGUUAUGAAUGUAAUUGUCAAAAUGAUGGGAUAUGUAAUGAUAAAACGGGAAUAUGUACUUGCAAUCCUGGAUUUAUGGGAGAAUUUUGCCAAACUCCUUGCGAACAGGGAACUUUUGGUUUAAAUUGUUCUUCGCAAUGUGAUUGUUUAAAUAAUAAUAAAUGUGAUCCUAGAGACGGAAAAUGUUUGUGUUAUGGUUAUUCUGGCAAAAGAUGUCAAUCUGUUUGCCCUAGAGACAAUUAUGGAUUGGACUGUUCGAAGACUUGUAAUUGCCAAUCUGAGGCUAAAUGUGAAAGAUUUAAUGGAAGUUGUAUUUGUUUGCCGGGUUUUAGAGGAGAAAAUUGUACACAAAAAGGUUUUUCUUUUUUCUUAAAUUUUUUUGUAUUUUUAAAAAAUUUUUUUUAA